Molecule: messenger RNA, 1029 nt
Organism: Fonsecaea nubica
Lineage: Eukaryota; Fungi; Ascomycota; Eurotiomycetes; Chaetothyriales; Herpotrichiellaceae
Exons: 2
Coding region: 1-1029 (342 amino acids)
Source: RefSeq, a predicted model, not a curated record
AUGGCCACACUACUCCAAAAACCCAGAGCAUUCGUUGUGCACUUGCCAGGGUUCGUCUAUCAGAAGCAAAUCCUUUCUACGCUUUAUCCUAUUGCUGCCGGUGAGACCAGCGCAAUCACCGUCAACGAGGAGCAGGUCCUUAUUCGCAAAAAUCUAUGGCUGUGUUUAAGUAGCCUACGACAACAUCAUGGAGAUACGAGUUUCAGACUUUGGGUGGAUUUCUUGUGUAUCAAUCAACGCGAUAUCCCCGAGAGGAACUGGCAAGUCAAGAUGAUGGCCGACAUCUACACUUCAGCCACUGGCGUCUUUGCAUGGCUCGGCAGUGCAACAGCGGACAGUGAGAUUGCAUUCGACUACCUGGACAGAGCACGCUAUUUGCGCCAGCGAAAGGCCAAGCACUCUGCCAUUCAAAGAGGCUACAAAGCUGGUAAGCGCGCCGUUACCAAUUUGAUCAGCCGCUCGUACUGGGGCCGACUUUGGAUCAUCCAAGAGGUGUUACUUGCUCAAAAUCUCUGGAUUGUGGCAGGGUUUCGGUCUACGGAUUGGGAUACUUUGAGAUAUGUCGCCCAGCCGCGUCAAUCAUCAUCCAGUAACCGUGUGAAGCCACAGAGUGCAAAUAAGCAGAUCUUCACCUCGAUUUGGACACUGAAACGAGGCAAGGUUGUCGCAAGACCAAUGCACGGCCUCAUGCGUCUGUUCCACGCAGCUCUUUGCCAGGAUCCGAGAGACGGACUUUAUGGCCUUUUAGCUAUGACUGACGAGGCCACUCGAGCUGCAGUCCGCGUCGAGUACGGAAGCCCGGUUCUACAGGUGCUCACGGCCAAUUACGCGCUCUGGUCAGAUGGCACAGCUUGGUCUCAACGCAAUGAAGCCAAAGGCUGUGAGGGAAGCCCACUGCUCCCUCCAAAUUCAGAACUGUGGUCAGCUAGUACGAAGUGGUCGACACGAGAGGUAGCAACAAUUCCUUCCGGUACAGCACACGAUCCGAUUAUCUUCAUCAGAACAACGGAUGCAAUCUACUCGAUGUAA